GUGUAGCUCAUAUGGUAGAGCGCUCGCUUCGCAUGCGAGAGGCACGGGGUUCGAUUCCCCGCACCUCCACAUUAAUUUUCCCUUUUUUUUUUUUUUUUUUUUUUUUUUUUUUGAUUUCGUUGUCGAGGUGACACACACGCACACACACUGGCACAUACUCGCACAUCCAGUGUAGGGAGGAAACCCUAAAAAAAAUAUUUUUGCUCGGUUCCGAAGACCACCCCAUCUUGCUGAACCCUCUCUCUAAUUUUCUAAUAAAACUAGAUAAAGUUACGAGGGAUGAGGCGCAAAAAGAGUAGGUUGUUUAUGGACGGUGGCGACCGAUCCCACUCCCACAGAAGCAGCGGCGGCGGCGGCGGCGGCCCCGGGAGCGAGCUCUUCAUCUGCUUCACCUCCCGCCCCUCCUCCUCGUCCUCCUCCUCCGCCGCCGCCGCCAUGCGCGCCCCCUCCUCCAAGUCCCUCCUCAGCCCCGGCCGCAACGGCGCCGGCGCCGGCGCCGGCGCCGCCCCCUCCGCCGCGGCGGCGCCGUCGCUCUCCGCCUCCCUCAGCCGCCGCCUCCGCAGCAGCGGAAGCGUCAAGGGCGCCCAGUCCCCCAUGUUCCCCGCCGCGGCGGCGGCGGCGGCGGCGGCGGCGGGGGGAGGGCGGCGCAAAGGCGCCGCCUUUGAGGCGGCGGAGCCGACCUCGCCCAAGGUGACUUGCAUCGGGCAGGUGCGGGUGAAGGGGAAGAAGAAGAAGAAGGGGCAGGCGCUGCGGUCGCGGUCGCGGAGGGAGGCGAGCUUCAGGCGCGAGGGGGCGGGGAGGGAGAGGGGCCAGGGGUGGGUGCACCAGAUCCCGGUGAGCAUCUGCGAGGCGCUCAGGGCGAUUGGGUCGGAGUUUAGCUGCCUCCUCCCCUGCGGGGGGAGGUCGUUUUGCUCCUCCGCCUCCUCGUCGUCGAAGGCGACGAACGCGGCGGCGGAGGAGGAGGAGGAGGAGGAGAAGGGGCGCGGGGAGAAGCCGCGGGGGAUGGGGUCGUGCGGGGCUGCGUUCGCGAGGUGGCUCAUGGCGGUGGAGGAGAGCGAGGAGGGGAAGCGGGGUAAGGUGGUGGGCGUGGUCGUGGAGGAGAGGGAGGAGGAGAUGGGGUUCUUGACGAGGGAGAAGGUGGCGGUGGCGGUGGCGGUGGCGGAGGCGGAGAAGAAAGACGAGAUCUUGGUGAUGGGGAAGGAGAAGGAGGAGGAGGAGGUGGAGGGGGCGGAGGAGGAGGAGGGGGAGGAGGAGGAGGCGGCGAGGGUGAGUGUGUGCGUGCCGCCGAGGAAUGCGCUGUUGCUUAUGCGGUGUAGAUCCGAUCCGGUUCGGAUGGCGGCGUUGGCGAAUCGGUUCUGGGGAUCUCCGUCGAUGAAGGUGCAAGAGGAAGAAGAGGGAGAAGACGAGGAGGAAGAAGAAGAGGAGGAAGAUGAAGAAGAAGAGGAGGAGGAGGAAGAAGAGAACAGUGGAGAGAGAGAUGAAUUGGGUGGAGAGGGUUGUGUAGAAGUUGGUGUGGAAGAGAAUGACGGAGGAGCCGACGCUGUAGAAGCAGAUCUGGUGGGGAGGGAAGCUGCAAAGAGUUCUCAAGAAGCACUUUUUGCUGUAGGAGCUGAACAGAAGGAGCAAGCGGGGGAGAAGAUAGAGGAGACGCAGAGACAUGAAGAAGAGAAUCAAGCAGGGCGUGAAGAAGAAGACGAGGAAGAAGAAGAGAGGGCUCCAAAAGAUUGCAUUUUGGAUGAAGCCGCGAAACCUCACACAAACCCACACGGAGAAGGAGAUGAGAAAGAGGAAGAGGAAGAAGAAGAAGAAGAAGAGCGGCAGAAGGACGAAGCUGAGUCUGAGUCGCAGAACAAAGCAGCAGUAGAAAUGGAGCUCAAAGCCGUAGAGGAGAAGGAGAAAGAAGGGGAAGAGGUGAAAUUCAGGAGAUCCAGCAGCUGCUCCUCCUCCUCUACAACCAGAGAAGAGAGGGGAACGGGGCGGUGCGGAGUGCGCAGGCGCGGCGGCUCCUCGUCGUCGCGCGAGAGGGACAAGAGGCGCCACAGCUUCUCGACCGAGAGGGACGCCCGCCGGCCCAGCUUCUCCAACGAACGGGAGGCCCGGAGAUCCAGCUUCUCCCUGGACAGAGCCGGGCGACGGAGGUGGAGCUUCUCCAUUGAGGGCGAGGGAUUGAAAGCGGAGAAGGCCUCGAAAGAAUUGAAGAAGGAAGGCAAGUUCUCUUCGGAUCUGGAGGGGGCAAAAGCGGAGGCUGGUAAUGAAGAUUACAUGAACACAGAGGAAACCCAGGCGGCGGGGGAAGAAGGUAGGCGAGAGGGCGAGGAGAAUGAAGGAAAAGAUGGAGGUGGAGAGGAGCAAACAGAGGAGAAGGUAGAGGAAGUGGAGGAGGAGGAUGAGGACGAAGAGGAAGAAGAGGAAGAAGGGGAGAAGAAAGGGGUAUUGCCGGAGUGCCUUCUGCUGAUGAUGUACGAGCCGAAGCUCUCGAUGGAGGUGUCGAAGGAGACGUGGGUCUGCAGCACCGAUUUCCUCAGAUGGCGGCCGCCGCACUACGGUCAGCAGCCCGGCGGCGGUGGCCAACCCUUGAAGGAAGGCGCAGUUGGCAAACCCAAAUCCAAAUCCAAACCCAAACCCAAAACCAAGCCCACCGCCAAGCCCAAACCUAAACGGAUAAGCGGCGGACAUGACCACCUCAAGGGCGGUGAGGAUAAGGGCCAGACCAAACCUGCUGUCUCGGCCCCUCAACCGCCGCCACUGCCGCACCCCCCAGUGGCAGCCACCGCAUUGGCGGUUGAGCAGAAGCUGAAGCUGGCGGUGCCAGCGCCCCCGCCUAUGGCGCCGUUCGGGCCGUUCGUACUAACGCGGUGCAAAUCGGAGCCAAUGAGGUCGUCGGCAAGGCUCGCGCCUGAUGCCUGCUUCUGGAAGGAGCGGCAUCGGCCCAUCGGCGCCGCCGGGAUCGGCUUCUAAGCCCGCCCGCCGGAUUGCUUCAUUGUCUACCCUCUUCAGGUGCUGGGCUCUGCAGAAAGAUGAAGCUUUUGCACUUGGCCGCUCCAUGAAUUAGCAUUUUACAGAAGAUGGGCAGGAUGGUCAUUUCAGCAAAUAAAUUUUGAUGGAAUACCUAAGUUUAGUAAAUUUGAAUUGCGGUGCAUUAUUAUCAAAAAAAAAAA
Messenger RNA from Ananas comosus (pineapple), 3158 nucleotides. RefSeq names its product neurofilament heavy polypeptide-like. NCBI's taxonomy places the organism in Eukaryota, Viridiplantae, Streptophyta, Magnoliopsida, Poales, Bromeliaceae. Bases 280 to 2958 code for a protein of 892 amino acids. The transcript has 2 exons. The record is from RefSeq and is a predicted model, not a curated record.